AUGAAUAACCAACCAACAAGAAGCACGAAACCCAUCAAAGAAUACGCGGUCGGCGACAUCGUGUUGGGAACGGUGCGCGGUUUUCCGCCCUGGCCAGGGAUGGUUGAAGAUCUCAACGAUGUACCAGACGUCGUCCUCCACGAGCGGCCUCCUGGGUGGAAAUCGUCCUUUCGUUGUGUCAUGUUCUUCCCAAAGGCUGAUUACGCAUGGCUAUCCGCCCAAGACCUAUCUCCUCUACUACCCAACGAAAUCGAAGCAUUCCUCUCAAACGACUUCAACCACAAACGCAAGAUUGAGCUCACCCGGGCCCACAAGGUCGCCCGUGACCCGUCGGGGUGGGUCAAGGAGGUACGCAGCGCGCAUAUCCAGCUCCUCCGGAAGCUCUCUGAGCUCGAGCGGUACGCUAAGAUUGACGAUUCCGAGUCUGAGAGCGAUGGUGGCGACGAGGAGGACGUUGAGGUCGACCAGCUCGAGUUUGAGAGUGAUGUCGAGGAGGAGGCGGAGGUGGAGGUGGAGGACCUGGUUGCUGGGAAGGAAGCUGAAUUGGCGGCGUCGAAGAAGCGGAAGCUCGUAUCGGAUGUGGAGGCUCCAACAAAGAACAAGAGGGCGAAGACAGUGGACGAGCUGCAGACGCGAGUUGAGGCCAUGAAGAGCGGGCCAAAGAGCUAUUGGGCGAUGAUCCAAUCGGAGAAUGAGGGUGAGGAGGAAGAGGAAGAGGAAGAGGACGAAGAGGAAGAGGACGAAGAGGAAGAGGGGGUUGCUGGUCCGAGCAUGACGGAAACCCCACCACCAGCGAAGAGGGCGAGACGGGACGAAGACCACGAUAGGGAUGUUGAUGAUUCACAAACUCCAGCCUACCCGCAAUCAGUGAAUGUUUGCCAUUGGGGCCACGAGCUGCGACAAACAUCUCCCAGCAACAAAUCAGCUCCGGCGGCAAAUGCAAGAGCUACAUCGUCUCUUAUUUCGUCGCGUUCUCCCGAAUACCCCGUAGCCUACGGCAGAAAUGGAUCGACUAUAAAUAUUCUGAACGACGAUGAAGGCGAUGAAGGUUAA
Molecule: messenger RNA, 1053 nt
Organism: Cyclocybe aegerita
Lineage: Eukaryota; Fungi; Basidiomycota; Agaricomycetes; Agaricales; Hemipholiotaceae
Source: the annotation of a GenBank genome assembly